UUGCAACCUGAUUUUCCCCACACUAUGUGCAUGUGUGUGCAUAUGCACGUGCACACGCGCGCGCGCACACACACACACACGUGCUGUUCUUUUCCCCUGCCCUCCAGAAUGGUUCCUGCUUCUCUAGCAUGCCUGCCUCCAGCAGCUUGCGGUUGGCGCGGGCACAAGCCAGCGGCCAGAUGCCCCGUCCUUCCUCACAGCGCUCUCCUUUUUGCUCCCCGGUCAAGACCACCCAGAGUGGGGUGAAAAUCGGAGGCUGAGAAACAGAGUCACCGCUGCAGGAUGGGAAACUGUCUCCGGAGAGAACACAGGCAGGAAAUGACUACAUUUGAGAAAGAAAAUCAAGAUCAAGAUAAGAAAAAUAAAGAAUAUUCACCCACUUCUAAUCAGAAAAAUGAGAGUGAUGGUGGUCCCGAAGAUGUGUGCUACACAGUCAUUAACCAUGGCCCCUAUCGGAGGCCCUCCCUGAGUUCCAAUGAAGAAGGCUAUGAAAACAUCGACCCAGCCUCAAGGGCAGUGAGGCUGUUUAGAGAAAGUCCAGAGACAGAGUACGCACUUCUCAGGUUGACUUGUGAAAUGAGGCCUUAUUCCUGUACCCCUGAGCAUGAUUAUGAACUUGUGCUUCCACAGUAGAGCUCUGUAUUUCAUCUCCCAUUUACUGAUGAUAUGGAAUAUGGCCCUCUGCAGGACGCUUUCUGUCUCUGCAGAUCGUGAAACAUUUCUUUCUGGCCAGAGUUUAGAACUGGUACCCUUUAACUCUACUGUCUUGGGUAGGUCUGAGACAUGGCAUCUUAGUGGUCUGGGUUAGGCUACAUAAAAUGUACAUAAUGACAUACAGCAUCCCACAUCUUUCGUUGCUGGGUUUGAGGACAUGGAUACAGUAGGGAUCUUUUCCAGGGUAUUAAUCUUCCACAGAUAUCUGACCUAGAGCAUCCAAUUCCAAUCCUGUUCUCUGAACUUCAAAGGCCAGCAUUUCCAAUUAUCCAUUCAAUUUUUGAGGUGUAAUCUAUUCAAUAAAAGUUUAAAAUGUAUGAGUGGUGACCAACACUUUGCUCACCUGAUAUUUACUUUGAUUUUGCCUUUUCUGUGUACUAGACACUCUUGCUUGUAAACUUGUAGUGGCAGUUCAAGAAUCCAUAGUUUUUACGUUAGCCCUUAGGAAAGGAGAAGCUGAGGGUGUCAUUACAACAAGAAGAAAUGCACCAGGCUUAGGUGACCACUGACUUCCCUCCAAAGAAAACCAGGAUUCUGUUAAAAGAUUGGUAGAAAAUUAGUAAACUCAAACUUACAGCUUUGUUCACAACAUACUAAUUAGUUUAAUGUAUCCUUGGUUACCUCUACUGAAGGAGGAUGAAGAAUGCUGGGUUUUAAAAUUCAGGCAAACUGACAAGCAAUCCAUCUACUUUUUACUUUUGUUAUCAAGGAUUUUUCUAAUUAAUUAACAUUUUUAAUUAAAUUUACUUUAAAGUACCAAUGCCAUAAUUGAACCAUCCAUGAUAUAUUUUUCUAUAUAGUUACAAUACACUGAUCUUUUCAUCACCAACAAACAUCAAUCGAUUGCUGGACAUUACCUAACAUGUUUUACACAAAUUUUGAAUCUUGGCUUAUUCUUAUGCUCCUUUGUGGUAACUUCAAUGUCUAGAAGGAGAAUUUAACAGAAAUAUUGUAAUUCUAGAAAAGUCACCCUGUCACAAAUAUGUCAGUCUUCUAGAAAUCAGUCAAGUUUAGGAAAUGACAAAAUUACUUUCUAUAUGCAUUUAUAGUUAUUUAAUAUAUAAUAAACAUCAUAUUUAAAAUAAG
This is a messenger RNA of Manis javanica (Malayan pangolin), 1800 nucleotides long. It is a transcript of the gene GCSAML, whose product is annotated as germinal center associated signaling and motility like. The record is from RefSeq and is a predicted model, not a curated record. Lineage: Eukaryota; Metazoa; Chordata; Mammalia; Pholidota; Manidae. Gene Ontology annotation, biological process: regulation of lymphocyte migration; regulation of B cell receptor signaling pathway.